GACUGUGUGUUGCGACUACACGAGCGGCAGCGAGAAGAUGCGCUUGCUCGCCGCCUUUUGGACGCGCGGAGACGAUGGUGAUCAUCUGACCUUGGAUCUUUCAACUCAGAGCUGCCUUUCAUUCAUCCGUCGUUUCCCUCUGUUUUGUUUUCCUAAUUGUAUUUUGGAUCUCUUUUGACGAGGCACCCGGAGACUUCUGAAAAGACUCUCGAUAGUUUUUUUUUCUUUUCUUUUUUUCAAUUAACAGCCGACUCUGACUCAGCAUCGCACACGGAGAGCCACUCACGCACACGCACACACACACAGAGAGAGACUCGCGCGCGCGCACACACCUGGGCUUCACCCCUUCAGCAUCCUCCACUCAGAGGGAGCAGCAGCAGCAGCAGCAGCAGCAGCAAGACGCGCAGCAGAGGAGGAGAGUCUGAGCUCACUGCGCUCCCCGAGACAAUCAGGCGGGCUCCGACAGAGCCAGGACAUCAGAGCAAAAGUAGGAGAUGAGACAUUUCAAGUGGAGACUUGGAGCGGCUUGCGUGAAGACUGUGGCAAAUGUUUAACCUCAGCCCAGGCGCACAGAAGAGACACCCAGGGAGGCACCGGUCGGAGGAGGAGGAAGAAGAGAAAGCGUAGCUUGCGGGGAUUGAACGGAGCAGGGCAUGUGGAUAUUGGCUUUCAUCUUUUCCCAGAGCAUCUUGAAUGUUUUCAGUGAAGACCUACAUUCCAGCCUGUACUUUGUCAAUGCAUCUCUGCAAGAGGUAGUAUUCGCCAGCACCACAGGGACCUCGGUGCCCUGUCCGGCUGGGGGGGCGCCACCUUCCUCGCUGCGCUGGUAUCUAGCGACUGGCGAGGAGAUCUACGAUGUCCCCGGCAUCCGCCACGUCCACCCCAACGGAACCCUCCAGAUCUUCAACUUCCUGCCGUCCAGCUACAGCAAGCUGAUCCAUGACAACACCUACUACUGCACUGCCGAGAACCCGUCUGGCAAGAUCCGGAGCCAGGAUGUUCACAUUAAAGCUGUGUCCAGGGAGCCGUACACAGUCCGAGUGGCCGACCAGAAGGCGAUGCGAGGCAGCGUGGCGGUCUUCAAGUGCAUUAUCCCUGCUUCGGUGGAGGCCUACGUCAGUGUGGUGUCAUGGGAGAAAGACACGGUGUCACUCAGCUCAGGACCAAGAUAUCUCAUCACAUCCACGGGGGCCUUGUAUAUUCUGGACGUCCUGCCAGAGGAUGGCUUGAAUAACUACCGAUGCACCACCCGCCACCGCUACACCGGCGAAACCCGCCAGAGCAACAGUGCACGUCUCAUUGUGUCAGACCCCACCAACGCGGAGCCAGCCAUCUUGGACGGCUUCGACCACCGCGAGGUGAUGAUUAACCAUCGCGUGGAGCUGCCCUGCAAGGCCUCAGGCUUCCCCAUGCCCAAAUACCGCUGGCUGAAGGACAACAGCCCUCUGGAGCCCGACAGCCGCUUCCGUCAGACCAUCUCUGGGCUGCAGAUUGACAAUGUGCAGCCCAGUGACUUUGGCACUUACGUUUGUGAAGUGUGGAAUAGCUAUGGCAACGCUGAGGUCAUGGGUCGCCUCUACGUCAAACAGCCUCUGAAGGCAGUGGUCAGCCCUCGUAAGGUGAAAGGCAGCGUGGGCAGCAAGGUCUCCCUGUCCUGCAGCGUGAGCGGCUCAGACGAAUAUGAGCUGUCAUGGUAUCGGAAUGGAGAACUCAUCUACCCGGGCAACAACGUUCGCUUCACGGGGCUCAACCGGGAAAACCUUAUCAUGGAGGGCAUGUCCAAGAGUGACGGGGGAGCUUACCAGUGCUUCGCCAGGAAGGGCAAGAUGUCGGCGCAGGAUUUCGUGCAAGUCAUCCUCGAAGAUGGCACUCCUAAAAUCCUGUCCUCGUUCAGUGAGAAGGUGGUGAACCCCAACGAGCCUGUCUUCCUGGUGUGCAACGUCAAGGGCACGCCGCCUCCUCGCUGCACCUGGUCUUUGGACGACGACCCCGUCAUCAAAGACAGCCACCACCACCUGGGGCACUACGAGACGCACGAGGGCCACGUGGUCAGCCAGCUCAACGUCACCCACACCCAGGUGCCGGACGGCGGCGUCUACCGCUGCACGUGUGGCAACUCGGCCGGGGUCGUGUACCACCAGGCUCGAAUAAACGUAAGAGGCCGUGCCAGCAUUCGCCCCAUGAAAAAUAUCACUGCGAUCGCUGGGCGUGAUGCGUUUAUCCACUGCCGUGUGAUUGGUUACCCUUAUUACUCCAUUAAGUGGUAUAAGAAUUCUGCGUUGCUACCGUUUAACCAUCGACAGCGAGCGUUUGAGAACAACGGCACGCUGAAGCUCAGCAACGUGCAGCAGGUGGACGCCGGCGAGUAUAACUGCAAGGUGAUGGUGCAACCCAACAAGAUGGACUCCCAAAGCGUCCAUCUACGUGUGAGAGUUCCCCCAUACAUCCAGCCCUUCGAGUUUCAGCGCUUCACCAUCGGCCAGCGUGUCUUCAUCCCCUGCGUGGUCAUGUCAGGUGACCGGCCACUGGACAUAACCUGGCAGAAAGAUGGACGGCCCAUUCCCAUCAGUCUCGGGGUGACUGUGGACAACAUUGACUUCACGAGCUCCCUGAGGAUUUCCAACCUCACCCCGGACCAUAAUGGAAACUACACGUGCAUUGCCCGAAAUGAGGCGGCCGCCGUGGAGCACCAGAGUCAGCUGAUAGUUCGAGUGCCUCCACAGUUUGUAGUCCAGCCUGAAGAUCAAGACGGGAUUUAUGGUAAAACCGUGACACUCAACUGCUCUGCUGAAGGCUACCCACCACCCACCAUCGUUUGGGAGCACUCCAAAGGUGCCGGUGUCCCUCAGUUCCAGCCCAUCCUGCUGAACAGCGGCUCUCGCAUCCAGCUGCUGAGCAACGGCUCCCUGCUCAUCAAACACGUGCUGCAAGACGACAAUGGCUUUUACCUCUGUAAGGUCAGCAACGACGUGGGAGCUGAUGUCAGCAAGUCCAUGUACCUCACCGUCAAAAUUCCAGCCAUGAUCACGUCCUACCCAAACACCACGCUGGCCACUCAGGGGGAAGAGAAGAGGAUGAGUUGCAUCGCUCACGGAGAGAAGCCCAUCAUGGUGCGCUGGGAGAAAGAGGAGCGCAUCAUCAACCCUGAGACCAGCCGCUACGUCGUCACCGUCAAGGAGGUGGCGGACGAAGUCGUCUCCACGCUGGUGAUCAUGCCGACGGUUCGGGAGGACUCCGGCUUCUUCUCCUGCCAUGCCAUCAACUCUUUUGGUGAAGACAGAGGAAUCAUACAGCUGACAGUGCAAGAACCUCCCGAUCCCCCAGAAGUGGAGAUAAGGGAGGUGAAAGAUCGGACCAUAGCGCUGCGCUGGACCAUGGGCUUUGAUGGAAACAGCCCCAUCACCGGUUAUGACAUCGAAUGCAAAAACAAAUCUGCGUCAUGGCUGUCGGCCCAAGUAACCAAAGACGUGUCACCACAGCUCAACCAGGCCACCAUUAUUGACCUUCACCCCUCAUCCACCUACAACAUCCGCAUGGUCGCCAAGAACAUCAUCGGCAACAGCAACCCGAGCAACGAGCUCACCAUCACCACGGAUGAAGCAGCUCCUGACGGCCCCCCUCAAGAUGUCACGCUGGAGCCCACCUCCCCACAGAGCAUCAAAGUGUCGUGGAAGCCGCCUCACAAGCAUCUGCAGAACGGCGUGAUCCGAGGGUACCAGGUGGGCUUCAGGGAGUACAGCCCCGGGGGGAGCCACCAGUUCACCAUCCUGAGUGUGGACUCCACUGGCGACACCAUGGAGAGCAUCAUACUGGACGACCUCAAGAAGUUCACCCAGUACAGCGUGGUGGUCCAGGCAGCCAAUCGAGCCGGGACGGGUCCAUCCUCCCAGCAAGUCAUCACCAAAACCCUGGAAGAUGUUCCGUCUCGGCCUCCAGAAAACGUGCUGGCCGUGGCCAAGUCUCCUGAGGUCAUCUCUCUGUCCUGGAUGACGCUGCCUCGGGAUGCUCUGAAUGGAAACCUGCAGGGCUACAGGGUCAUCUACUGGGCCAACCUUCCUGAUGGAGAGUUGGGGGAGAUUCGGAACGUGACCACCAGCCAGCCCUCUCUGGAGCUGGACGGCCUGGAGAAAUACACCAACUACAGCAUCCAAGUCUUGGCCUUCACCAACGCUGGCGACGGAGUCCGCAGCGAACAGAUUUAUGUGCGGACCAAAGAGGACGUUCCUGGACCGCCAGCAGGGGUGAAGGCUGCUGCCUCCAGUGGCUCUGUGGUGUUCGUGUCCUGGCUGCCGCCGCUCAAACUGAACGGCAUCAUCCGGAAGUACAUCGUCUUCUGCUCGAACAUGCAUCCGAUGGUAAUAGUCAUGAGUGAGUUUGAGGCGUCUCCUGACAUGUAUUUCUAUCGGAUACCGAACCUGGCUCGCAACAGACAGUACAGCAUCUGGGUGGUGGCGGUGACUGCUGCUGGCCAUGGCAACAACAGUGAGAAGAUCGUAGUGGAGCCGCUGGCCAAAGCCCCUGCCAGAAUUCUAACCUUCAACGGGACCGUGACCACCCCCUGGAUGAAAGACAUCGUCUUACCCUGCAAAGCUGUCGGAGACCCACCUCCUACCAUCAAGUGGCUGAAGGGAAACACCAACGGGACACCCACCCCGGUCCUGGUGGACGGACGGCGCAGCGUGCACGCCAACGGCAGCUUCAUCAUCCGAACCGUGAAAGCUGAGGACUCUGGGAACUACAGCUGUGUGGCCAAUAACAACUGGGGAUCUGAUGAGAUCACCCUGAAUCUGCAGGUUCAAGUCCCACCAGACCAGCCUCGCCUCACUGUUACCAAGACCACCACCACAUCAAUCACGUUGUCAUGGAUACCGGGAGACAACGGAGGCAGCUCCAUCAGAGGAUACAUCUUGCAGUACUCUGAGGACAACAGUGAGCAGUGGGGUAGUUUUCCCAUCAGCCCCAGUGAACGGUCGUAUCGCCUGGAGAACCUCAAGUGUGGCACCUGGUACAAAUUCACCCUGACGGCCCAGAAUGCAGUUGGGCCAGGACGCAUCAGUGAGAUCAUCGAAGCUAAAACCCAUGGGAAAGAGCCCCAGUUUGCCAAAGAACACGAACUCUUCACCAGCAUCAACUCCACCAGGGCCAGACUCAACCUGGUUGGCUGGAACAACGGUGGCUGUCCAAUCACCUCCUUCGUUCUGGAGUACCGGUCGGUGGAUUCGCCCACGUGGACCACGGCGCAGCGCACCUCGCUGACUAAGAGCUACAUCCUGUACGACUUGCUGGAGGCGACGUGGUACGAGCUGCAGAUGAAGGUCACCAACAGCGCCGGCUCUGCAGAGAAGAAGAUCACCUUUGCCACUCUGAACGCUGACGGAAGCACCAUCGCCCCCCUGCUGAAGAGCGGAGACCCCAUCUCAGACAACAUGUCAGGCAGCGGCGGCCUGAAGAUGGUGGUCACCAUCACCUCCAUUCUGGUGGUGGCUGUUCUGGUCUUUAUCAUGCUCAUGGUGCUCAAGAGGAGAAGAAGAGAGCAGAGGCUGAAGCGGCUGCGAGAUGCCAAAAGCCUGGCAGAGAUGCUGAUGAGUAAAAACACACGGACCCCCGACACGGUCAACAAGCAGCAGCAGACUUUGAGGAUGCACAUUGACAUCCCCAGAGCUCAGCUGCUGAUCGAGGAGAGGGACACCAUGGAGACAAUCGAUGACCGUUCCACAGUGCUGCUGACAGACAAUGACUUUGGAGAGACCAAUAAGCAGAAGUCUUCGACGGUGACUCACACGGUCCACUACCAGUCUCUGUCCCAGGCGACUGGACCGCUGGUGGACGUGUCUGAUGCCAGGCCUGGAACCAGUGAGUCGCACCACCAUCCCACUGCCAGACGCACUGCCAAAGCAGGUCCUGCCGCGGCACGAAGCCGCUACGCCAGUCAGUGGACGCUGAACCGACCGCAUCCCACCAGCUCCUCGCACACCCUGACCAGCGACUGGAGGCUUCCCACGCCUCGGGCCACCGGCUCCGUGGACAAGGAGAGCGACAGCUACAGCGUCAGCCCUUCCCAGGACACAGAUCGGGCGCGCAGCAGCAUGGUGUCCACUGAGAGCGCCUCCUCCACCUACGAGGAGCUGGCCCGAGCCUACGAGCACGCCAAGAUGGAGGAGCAGCUCCGGCACGCCAAGUUCACCAUCACCGAGUGCUUCAUCUCAGACACCUCCUCCGAGCAGAUGACGGCGGGGACCAACGACUACACCGACAGCCUGACCUCCAGCACGCCGUCCGAGUCGGGCAUCUGCCGCUUCACCGCGUCGCCGCCCAAGCCUCAGGACGUCAGCCGCGUCAUGAACAUGGCCGUGCCCAAGGCACACAGACCUGGGGGAGAGCUGGUCCACCUGCCGCCUUACCUUCGCAUGGACUUCCUCUUGAAUCGUGGCGUUCCGCUCGCAGCCCGAGGGGCAGGCGUCAGCAGCGGAGCCAGCGGAGGAGCAGGGAGCGGCGCCGGUGCUACGGGAGAGACGCGAGGAGGCGGCGCGGGAGGGGCCAUGGGUCAGACCUGCCUGGAACCACAGAGGAGCCGCACCCUCAAGCGGCCUCCUCCCAUGGAACCCACCCCAAUGGAAGUGCCCUCGCCCCGGGAGGUGCAGCAGUGGCAGCCCGGGACUGCCGCCACACUCCCCCACAGGGACGUGCGGGAGCGGGGGGAGGCCCGGGGCGAGGCCCGGGGGGAGGUGCGGGCAGAAGCCUCCUCCUCGGGAGACCUGGCCCAAGCACAGGCUGCCAAGCUCAGCACCUCCCAGGAGUCGCUGCUGGACUCCAGAGGACACCUGAAACAAAGCAACAACCCCUACGCCAAGUCCUACACGCUGGUAUAACAGCGCCUGGCCAGGCGGGGGCGCCGCAGAGCUGUGCUGUACAUAGAGCCCGGAAGUGGAUGCUUUUCUUUGACUCUCUUUCUCUCGCUCUUCUCUGUUGCUAUCACUUUUCAGUCUCUCACAGUUUUUAUUUUCUACUCGAGUAUUCUUUUAUUCUAAAGUGACGACAUAUAAGGAUUGCCAAAAUGAUUUAUUUAACAUUUGAGAAAGAGUUAAAAAAAAGUACUAUGGAAUUUAUAUCAAGGACAAUUAUAGUCAUGAUUAUUACUAUUGUUAAUAUAUAAAAAAGAAAACGUCUAAAAACAAGGCGGGAGAGGGAGGAAGCCUCGGCUGGGAGAAUGGUGUUUUUCUUAAGUUAUUUUGAUUUCCAUGGUGGACGUGUGAUGAAGUCUGUGAUGGGGUCGUGGAGGUGAGGCGACCUUUGACCCUGCACUCACGCAGUCAGAGACCAUAGACGGGAAUGGCUGGAGACCCGAAAGAGAAUUUUGUCACACUAUGAAAUGAUACAAUGUGAAUAUAUAUAUAUAAAGAGAUCACUUUUAUUUGUGGAUAUUACGGGGGAAAUGAUUUGGUUAAUAAAGUCCUUAGUCAUGUUUGCACACACCCGACUGACGAGUCCUGACUUCAUCCAAUGACAUGACAUCCGAAGUCACGUUUGUCACACUGGACUCUGUGUAAUAACGACGAUAUUCAUCUGUUUCUUGACGUGCCAUGCGCCUGGUCCACGCCGCUGCAGACAGAUGGGCUCGUGCGCCGGAGGCGGUGGGUGUCGGAUCCCAGGUACUUUAUUGAAUUCAACGUUGAAAGUCAAAAUGUGACUGUGACCAGCAGGUGGCGCUCCAGCUGCUGGCAGAGCGCAGGACGGAAACAGGGAGUGAACCCAAGAGGAGGAACAGAGGUCGCGACCCGGCGCAGGAGGCCUGACCGGUGGACAGGCUGAGCUCACCAUGUGAAUCAAGUGGGUCAGGUCUGCUGGCCGAGGACUCAUGCAGACUAGACCGAGGCGGCAGAGGAGGGAGGCCACGAGAGUGAGACCCCCUCCCACUGGUGAUCAAGUGCCGAGGCUGUGGAGGAAGCCGGUUGCUCUUCUCCAACUUGACCUGGACGGAUCCUCUCAGCAUGAGCUUCAUUUCACUGCUCAGCACCAGCAUCUCCAACUGAGGAGCAGCGUCUGGAAGCUGGAGAGGACCAGCCUCAUCCCAGCAGGCGAGGACCUGUCACGCCUGCGCAGUUGAGGCUGGAGCAGGGAGCAGCGCUGGGGUUACCUGGCUCCAGUGAGUCUGAAGAAAAGAUGACGUCCCGACAAAUCACACUGAAGCGAGGACUAUCCUCCCCGGGUCACAUGACCGGAGGUGACCUGGGGAAGACAGUCAGAGGCCGAAACACAUUUACCAACUUUUGAAACUUUUACGACUUUUCAAACACAUUUACCAGCUGCUUCAGCAAACUACGUUUGUAAGCAUAUUUCCGAGUUUGAACAGUUUGCAAAACAUCUUUAGUGAGUGGACUCCCGAUGGUGACUGGUACGAGUGGAAGGCUCCAGAAAGCACUUCCAGAUCAGGUUUUUAGGUUCCCUCCAUCUCCGUUCAAUUCUUCGGAAAAUGUGUUUUCAGAGUUUGUAAAUUGGUAACACAUUUUCAAACUCUGAAAAGACGUGUACCAACUCAGGAAAAUCUCUGUUUGCUGAAGACGCGUGUCAGUUAGUUCCCAGAGUUUGGGACUGAACUGAUGGAGUUUGAUGAUGAAAACCUGCUGAGUCAUGCCUUCUGUGGUUCACCAUGUGAGCAGGAAGUAGAGCAGAGCAGAAGUGAGCGACGGCGUCAGGAAAUUCCCCCGCUGCAGUGAGUCACAGCCACUUCACCGCUGUCCAAACAAGCAUGUUCUGCCCAAAAUACCAGUCAGCAGAUCCUCAGCCCUGUCAGACGCAUGAGGUGCAGGAAAAAGAAAAACAUCUUCCUCAUUUCCUCUGAACAUGUGCAGUCACUGAGUCUGUGAGCUGAAGCA
Molecule: messenger RNA, 8873 nt
Organism: Synchiropus splendidus (mandarinfish)
Lineage: Eukaryota; Metazoa; Chordata; Actinopteri; Syngnathiformes; Callionymidae
Gene: dscamb
Product: Down syndrome cell adhesion molecule b
Exons: 33
Coding region: 654-6869 (2071 amino acids)
Biological process (GO): carbohydrate metabolic process; dendrite self-avoidance; axon guidance
Cellular component (GO): axon; plasma membrane
Molecular function (GO): cell-cell adhesion mediator activity; phosphotransferase activity, alcohol group as acceptor
Source: RefSeq, a predicted model, not a curated record